AUGCUGAAGAAAUUGCAACGCCAACGAGAUAUUGAUGUUCAGUGGUUGAGCUGGCGCGAAGAAGUAACCAAGGACUGCUCUUCUUCUCCUGUCGCUAUGGUAAGCCCUCUUAACAAGUCCCCUCUCUCGAACAUGCCCCUCCCGAAUCCUACGUAUACCCCGCCGCAGCCAGUCUCUGUGCUCCCUGCACCUGAUGAAGCCGCCUCGAAACGUAAACGAAGCUGGCAUACAAUGGAAUCAGAGAGUCAACAGCCUGUGCGGUUCAUGUCAUCUCCUAUUGAAACCACAACGCCCAACGUGGCAUAUGCAAGCAAUAUGUUACGAAGCCUCAGCCCAGUAUCAUUGGAGCAAAUGCAACCGGCCUGGCAACCGACCGUGUGGAAUGGACUCUGCUCUUUGCCGAAUAUGGUCCUGGAUGAUUCCUCCAAUGUCAACGCUGCCUUUAAUAAGCCUGCAUGUGAUAUGGAGCUAUUAUGGCCUAGCCACCCACAGCUUACCCCGAUGAUCCCAGACUCUUCUUUCCAUUUGACGUCGCCCUUGGUAUUGGAGUAUUACCGACUGGCGGCAGGUUAUCCUUAUGGGAUUCCGGCCAUGACAAGCGUAGAGCAAGCGGGUACGAUGCCAUUCAUUGUGUCCAACCCCGUAUAUCCGGAUGGGCAUGUAAAUGGUUCGUUUGCCUUGCCAGAACAGCCUCUGCAUUCAUUGUCAUCGCUACCAGAUGGAGCGCCAAGCUCGAGUCAAAGUCCUUGGACAAUGCCCAUGGUGCAUCAAUUUCCCUCUCACGACGUAAUGACCACCAACUCGUUGCCUCAACAAUGGCAUACCUAUCAGUAA
This is a messenger RNA of Malassezia pachydermatis, 834 nucleotides long. RefSeq lists its product as hypothetical. Lineage: Eukaryota; Fungi; Basidiomycota; Malasseziomycetes; Malasseziales; Malasseziaceae. The coding region runs from base 1 to 834 and encodes 277 amino acids. The transcript has a single exon. The record is from RefSeq and is a predicted model, not a curated record.